Messenger RNA from Gekko japonicus, 815 nucleotides. RefSeq lists its product as uncharacterized. The annotation marks the transcript as partial. The record is from RefSeq and is a predicted model, not a curated record. Lineage: Eukaryota; Metazoa; Chordata; Lepidosauria; Squamata; Gekkonidae. The transcript is spliced from 3 exons.
AUGGGGGCGAAGCCAGCCCGGCUCUGGGCGCCGGAGAGAGCAGACAGGCCGGAGCGCAAACUCCUCCCCGCCCGGGGCGGGUCAGGCCCGGGGAGAAGGGCUGGGCGGCCGCCGCCGGGUGCUGAUAAAGCGGCCCGCGAGGGCUCCGGGCUGCUGCUGCUGCUGCUCCUUCCCGCUGCUCCCGGGCCGGCCAUGGCGAUCUGCGUGCUGGUCUGGGCGUCCGUGGUGGGCUUCCUGCUCUUCCUGCUCGUCCGAUUCGCGCGGUACUCCGACGGCGACUUCACCCUGCAGUGGCUGGAAUGGCGCGGCAAGAAGCCCGGAGCAAUGGCAGCCCCCCAACGACGAGGAGCCUUCUGGUCGGACGAGGAGGUGGAGGCCAUGCUCCACAUCCUCAUAGAAGGCAGAAUGGGACCCCAGGUGAUGCCCAGCACACACCUGAAAAACAUGAGGCUGUUUUCCAGGGUGGCCAUGUCUCUGGGGGCGAGAGGUCACCACCGCUCCGGGGAUCAGGUCUGCUCGAAAUUCAAGAGGAUUAAGGGGGACUUUUAUAAUGCCAUGGAGGCAUUUAGGGGCUUACCCCCAGCACACUCCAGGCCCCCCUAUUUCAACCUCCUUGAGGAGCUAUGGAUCCAGGCAGACCAGCCACACUGGACCCACCGAAGACACGCUGCCGCCCGGCAGGGCACAUGGGAGGCCAGGGCACAGCAACAGGUCCAGGAGAAGGAGGAGGAGGCGGAAGAGGAGCAGGGGGCCGCGGCUGCAGAGAACCCACCCCCUCCAGGACAGGAGGCUCCUGCGGCUGAAGGUAUGCAUAU